Lucilia cuprina (Australian sheep blowfly) is the source of this 427-nucleotide messenger RNA. RefSeq lists its product as uncharacterized. The record is from RefSeq and is a predicted model, not a curated record. Gene Ontology annotation, biological process: regulation of DNA-templated transcription. NCBI's taxonomy places the organism in Eukaryota, Metazoa, Arthropoda, Insecta, Diptera, Calliphoridae. Gene Ontology annotation, molecular function: protein binding. The transcript has 2 exons. The coding region runs from base 43 to 402 and encodes 119 amino acids.
UUUUUAUAUAUUUUGCCUACUUCUUAGGGCGUCAAAAUAAAAAUGGACGAUGCUGGUAACAUAUUGAUAAGACGUUAUGCCAAAAGUAAUGUUUAUGUUAAAAGUACCGCCAGCAAUCAAAAUGAGGAAACGUCUAUAGGUGCCGAUAUCUUAAAACUACCAAAUCAGGCAUUAGAAAGUGAAAAAAUAGUCAAAUUAUUUGAUAUGAAAAAAUUUCAAUCAAAUGUUAAUCGCGAAUUGAGACGAGCCUAUCCAGAUCGACGUCGUUUGGAAACACAAUGUUUGUCAGCGGUAGCUUUUGUUAAAUCCGAAAGUGACAUAUUAGAAUGUCCCAUAUGGGUAUUGAUUGUGAAUGUUGUUGCAAUGGAUAUGCUUAAAUCUAAAUUGCCACCAGGUAAGUGAACACAAAGAACUAUGAAUAAUUCUA